AUGCCUGUAUCAGUAUUAAAAAUCUAUCUUUCAUGUGCAAUAAUUCUGUUUCAUGACUUUCAAUGCUGCAUUGGUACAUGUGGUGAGGCUGAAUAUGAAGUGGAUGGGCAGUGCUGUCCAAUGUGUGGACCUGGUUUUCAUGUGUACAGACAUUGUACUGAUGACACAUCUACAACAUGCAAACCAUGCUCUACAUCCACUUUCACCAAUUCACCCAAUGGACUAAGUCGCUGUUUCCAAUGUACAGUCUGUGAUUCCAGUCAAGGGUUAAGAAUAAAGAAAGAGUGCACCUUUAUUGCAGACACCAUCUGUAAACCACGUGAAGGAUAUUACUGUAUUGACCAACACAAACACAGUUGUAGAGCAGCUGCUGAACAUUCAACAUGUAAACCUGGACAAUACAUCAUACAGCAAGGAUCAGCAGAUACAGACACUGUGUGUGGUGACUGUGUUGGUGAAACUUACUCAAAUGGUUCAUUCUCAUCCUGUCUGCCACAUACACAGUGUGAGAGUUCCGAUGGUGUUCUGAGAUGGGUAAAAAGGCCAGGAACUCAUUCAUCAGAUACUGAAUGUGAAGAAAUACAGAAAGUUGCCAUCAUACUUGGUGUUUUAUCUGGUGUAGUCAUCGUUACAGUGGGAUUAGCAUGUUUUACGAUACAUAAAAGGAAGACAGAAUCCAUCUUUGCCCCAAAAACAGAAAGACUGACACAACAGGAGCAGGAAGUGGAAACAGCUGUUUCAGCCAAACGGGCCCCUGUUGUGACAUGCACUGAAACAGCGUCGGCGCCACAAUACUGUUCCAUGCGCCACCGGGAGGAACGUCAUGAAAACCGACAGUAUUUUUAA
Molecule: messenger RNA, 846 nt
Organism: Chanos chanos (milkfish)
Lineage: Eukaryota; Metazoa; Chordata; Actinopteri; Gonorynchiformes; Chanidae
Product: tumor necrosis factor receptor superfamily member 14-like
Exons: 6
Coding region: 1-846 (281 amino acids)
Biological process (GO): positive regulation of cytokine production involved in immune response; defense response to Gram-negative bacterium; negative regulation of alpha-beta T cell proliferation
Cellular component (GO): membrane; external side of plasma membrane
Molecular function (GO): protein binding; transmembrane signaling receptor activity
Source: RefSeq, a predicted model, not a curated record